GUUCUUGCUCAGUGUCUUUGUCCCAGAGUAGCCCUCACGCCAGAGUGGCACACGUUGGGGUGACACACUCUGACCCCUAGGUGUCUAGCAAGCAGUGGAACUCCUACGCCAGCUGCUCCCCAAAGUGCUGGCUCCGUUUUGCAUUUCCGCCUUUAAUUUGCUUUCUUCUGAUGAGCAUUUCUUCAUGUGCUCAUUGGCCAUCUGUGUAUCUCUUUGGAGAAAUGUCUGUUCAGAUGCUUUGCCCAUGUUUAAAUUGGGUUAUCUUUUCAUUAACAAGUUGCAAGAGUUCCUUGUGUGUUCUCGACACAGGUCCUUUCUCAGCUGCACGGUUCGAAGGCCUCUCCCUGCUCUGUGGAUUGCCUUCUUCAGUGACGGCCUUCCAAACAGAAAAGUUUUUCUUUAGAUGAAAUCUGGUUCAUGUAUUUUAACUCUUGGUGCCUUAUCUAAGAAGCCACGGCCUGUGUCCAGGGUAACAUAAGAUGUAUUCCUGUGUUUUUCUCUAAGACUUCUAUAGUUUCAUAGUUUUAUGUCUUGGGGCACCUGGGUGGCUCAGUCGGUUCAGUGUCCGACUCUGGCUCAGGUCAUGAUCUCAUGGUUCGUGGGUUCGAGCCCUGCGUUGGGCUCUGUGCUGUCAGUUCAGAGCCUGGAGCCUGCUUCAGAUUCUGUGUCUCCCUUGCUGUCUGCCCCUCCUCAUGUGAUUUUUGGACUCUGUCAGUUUCUGCACAGAAGCCAGAUGAGAUUCCUCCCAUAUGAGGCCACUUCUGAGGCCACCUGGGGAGUUGGGCUCUGACCUGAACCUGUUCCCAGGCGGGAUGCAGAGAUGUGCCCUAGCGGGUCCUGGGCCCACCGGGCUAACCUUGCUUCUCUUUCUCCGCAGGCCUCCUCGCUGGAGAGGCAGAGCCCUCGCGUGGCCUCCUGCCUCACUCAUAGCCUGUGCCCCGGGGAGCCCAGCUUGCAGACAACAGCAGUGGUGUCCAUGGGCUCUGCAGACCAUCAGUUCAACCUUGUUGAGAUCCUGUCACAGAACUACGGCAUUCGGCAGGAGUGCGACCAGGCUGCAGGAGACCCAGGGAAGCCGGAGGGAGAGUUGGAGAAGGACUUCAUCUCCCAGAGCAGCGACAUGCCUCUUGAUGAACUGCUUGCCCUCUAUGGCUAUGAAGCGUCAGACCCCAUCUCGGAGCGGGAGAGCGAGGGCAGUGACACCACAGCCAAUCUCCCUGACAUGACCCUGGACAAGGAACAAAUAGCGAAGGAUUUGCUUUCAGGGGAAGAAGAGGAAGAGACACAGUCCUCGGCUGAUGACCUUACCCCGUCCGUGACCUCCCAUGAGGCCUCCGAUCUGUUUCCUAACCGGAGUGGACCCUGCUUCCUGGCUGACGCAGACAAAGAGCCUGGCUCCUCCACCUCGUCCGACACAGAGGAGGACCCUCUUCCUGCCAACAAGUGUAAGAAGGAGAUCAUGGUUGGGCCUCAGUUCCAAGCUGACCUCAGCAGCCUGCACUUGGACCGCCAUGGUGAGAAAAUCUAUGAGAAUGACGACCAGCUGCUUUGGGACCCCAACGUCCUCCCUGAGAGGGAGGUGGAGGAGUUCCUGUACCGGGCAGUGAAGCGCAGGUGGCACGAGAUGGCUGGGUCUCAGCUCCCGGAGGGAGAAACGGUGAAAGACAGCGAGCAGGUGGGGCUGCCACAGGGGCGCAGAGGGCGGUGGCGCUGUAGCACCCUGAGUCAGAGGGCAGGGCCCAUGCAAGGGCGGGAGGGGGUUUGGGAGGUGCGCCAGUGUGGUCGUGUGAUGGUGGCGAAUGAAAAACAACUUGUCAAGGGGGAAAUGAUGGUAUAAACACCCCGAUAUCCCUACCCCGGUGGCGGUGUGAACGUCCCUGACAUUCCCCACCCCAGUGGCGGUGUGAGCGCUCCUGGUAUCCCCACCC
This is a messenger RNA of Panthera uncia (snow leopard), 1928 nucleotides long. Its product is annotated as mesoderm induction early response protein 2-like. Gene Ontology annotation, biological process: negative regulation of transcription by RNA polymerase II. The record is from RefSeq and is a predicted model, not a curated record. The transcript has 7 exons. Bases 821 to 1837 code for a protein of 338 amino acids. Gene Ontology annotation, cellular component: nucleoplasm. NCBI's taxonomy places the organism in Eukaryota, Metazoa, Chordata, Mammalia, Carnivora, Felidae. Gene Ontology annotation, molecular function: transcription corepressor activity; histone deacetylase binding.